Falco peregrinus (peregrine falcon) is the source of this 8668-nucleotide messenger RNA. RefSeq names its product CKLF like MARVEL transmembrane domain containing 4 (gene CMTM4). The transcript is spliced from 4 exons. Gene Ontology annotation, cellular component: membrane. Lineage: Eukaryota; Metazoa; Chordata; Aves; Falconiformes; Falconidae. The coding region runs from base 455 to 1090 and encodes 211 amino acids. The record is from RefSeq and is a predicted model, not a curated record.
GAGGAGCGGCGGCGGCGGCAGCGUCCCCGCUCGGAGCCGAGCUGCCGUGCCGGGACCGGGGGAGGGGAGCUGAGCCGCGGGCUGGCCGCGCCGCCCAGGGGGUCGAGGGGGCCCCGGCGGUCUCGUCCCUGCGGGAGCCCGGGCCGGGCUGCACCGCGGCGGCCCCGGGCACGGCGGCUCCGCGCGCCCCUCGGCGGGGCCAGGGCGCCCCCGGGCGGCGGGGCGCUGAGCGCGGCGCCGCUCUCCUCCUCCUCCUCCUGCUGCCGGGGCUGAGGCGGCGGCCGGGCCGGGGCAGGGCACCAUGCUGCCCCCGCUCUGCCCGCGCCGCUCCGCCUGACGCGGGGCCGGGGCAGCCAUGCAGCCGGCGCGCCGCUAGGUGAGCGCGGCGCGGCUGGGGCCGGAGCUCCGCGGUCACCCCCUCAGCAGCGCGGCGGCACCGGCAGGCACCGGCACCAUGAGGAACGGCGAUGACCUGGAGGGCUUCGACGGCGAGGCGUCCAGCACCUCCAUGAUCUCGGGCUCCAGCAGUCCCUACCAGCCCACCACGGAGCCCGUCAGCCAGCGCCACGGGCUGGGCGGCCUCCGCUGCGACUUGGACUACCUGCGGGGCACCUUCGGCAGGAUCAAGCUGGCCGAGGUGGUUUUGGCACUGAUCGCAUUCAUCUGCAUAGAGACCAUCAUGGAAUGCUCCCCUUGCGAAGGCCUUUAUUUCUUUGAGUUUGUGAGCUGUAGUGCGUUGGUGGUUACUGGAGUUCUGUUGCUUAUGUUCAGUCUAAAUCUUCACACAAGGAUACCGCAGAUCAACUGGAAUCUUACUGAUCUGGUCAACACUGGACUCAGCACUUUCUUCUUUUUCAUUGCCUCUGUAGUACUUGCUGCUUUAAACCAUAAAACUGGAGCAGAAAUUGCUGCUGUGAUAUUUGGUUUCUUGGCAAUGGCAGUGUAUGCUGUGAACACGUAUUUAGCUAUUAAAAAGUGGCGAAUGAACAGCAGACAGCAAAAUAGUCGGCAGACCAGUGAUUACAUACGUGCUCGGACAGAAUCCAGAGAAGUAGAUCAUCGCCCUGAGAUUCAGCGUCUGGAUGCAUGAAAGCGACAUUCCAAUGGGACUGCAAAGGGAAAAGAAGUAGUGCUUGACUCCCUCAUGGAAUAAAGGGUUUUUUCAUUAUUUAAGGAAGAAGAGAUCAGAUGGUGGCAAAGAAUGCCCAGCCCUGCAUAUGUGCAGAGAUACAUUGAGUCAGAAGCUGUUGUCAUGAAGGCAGUAAAUGUUGGUCAUUCAAAAGCAAGACCAGUUUAAGAUGCUUGCAUAUAUAUAUACAGGUUAUAUAAUAUAUAUAUAUGUUUUUGAAGUAUGUUACUGUUUUGGAUUAACUGCACGGUACUUUCCAUCCCUCUCCAUCCAUAUGUGUGUUCCUGCCACUGUUUCUUCGUCUGUUGUAAACACUAAGACCCAGCACUACAUUAAUUGGUUAAUACAGGAAAGAAAUCCACCCAAAGUAAAUAGAAUACGUGUGAGAAGGAAGUGAGACACAAAUAGCAAUAACUUUAGCCAUGUAUUACAUCCAACGAACUCUGUAUCCAACCUGCUCUAGGUGAACCUUCUUUAGCAGGGUGUGGGGCUAGGUGAUCGCCAGGGGUCCCUUCUAACCCCCACCGUGCCGUGAUCCUGUGAUCUACAUGCAGCCUUGGCAGUGCCGCUCAGUUCUCAUCUGCAAGAUCUCCUGCAGUUUCACUGUUGGUGCACUUACAUAAAUGAAAUGGACAACCAUUUCACAUUUUUUGUUUGGUGGGUUGGUUACUCUAUGGGUUACUUGGAAGUUGGCGAGAUCUGAACCUGUGCAGAAUGGUGGCCAUAGUGCAUCAAGUGCAAGUAUGAGGUUUUCUGCUAAUGUUGGGAUACGUUCUAUUUUUUUCAUUUCAAAAUGGGAAAUAAAUACACAUGGGAGGCAGGGUGGAGAAAAGGGGGUUGAGUGGCACAAUAGAGAAAGAAGGGGUUGUCAUCCAGUAUACUUGCAUUCAAGUCAUGGCUUUCUUUUUUUCCAGGUUCAGCCUUUCUGAGAAGCAUAGGGUAAGCAAGAACUAGCAAAAAAUUAUGAUACACUUUGUAAAGUGUUUCUAGAUUAAUGCAAGAUAAAUACUUUCCUUUUUUAGAUGACUGGUUGUUUUUUCUAAAACUAAAACUGUUGUUAGUAGCUAAAACUGGUUGGGGUUUUUGUUUGUUUUAAAAUUCUUUUAACUGGGUGUUUCUGCAAUUUUUUCCCCUAAUAUUUCUUGGAAAAAUGAGUUUAGAUAAUUGGAGGAUAAUAUAGGUGUAUUGAUUUGUUUAGAAAUAGUUUUACCUAACUCAGAUUUUCUUACUUCAUUGAAUCUAGUGGUGAGAAGGCUAUUUUCUCCACUCAAAACUCAAAUUCUGUAGUAAUCACGUAGACAAUAUCAUAAUAUUAUUAGGAAGAUUUCUCUUGAUAUUUUUCUGGUCGUCUUAUUAGUAUUUUUAUGUAAUCCAUUAUUUGGCAUAUGCAUGUCUGUGUGUUACAUGAAAAUGUGUGUGGGAGGUCUCUUGAGCUGAAUUCCUUUCUGGUGUAAGUCGAUAGAAUCUUUGAAAUCAGUGGACCUGUAUGUCAUGUAUGCCUGAAUUUCUCACAUUUGACUUGAACACUUUUUGCAUGGUGUUCUUGCAUAGCUGUACUCCGAAGUGGAUGAGUGCAGUUAAGUGGAGUCUUAAGAACAAACAGCAAUAUGUUGGAGAUGGGUCAUUUUUAAACAUGAAAAAGUGGUUAUACCACACAGAAGAUCAAUAGAAGUGCCUGGGCUUUUUUAAUACCAGGAGAAACUGGGAUAGUGACAGCUGUGAGCCUAAUGCUGCAAUGUUCUAAUCAAGCAACAGAGAAUUAUUUUGAUGUGUGGAAAAAAAGUGACAAAAUGGAUGUCUUUUUUAAUUUUCAGUUUACUAAUAUCUGCAGUGCAUUUCAUCUUAGUGGCUAAGGUGGAGAUUAAAAUUCGGAAGGAGUUAGUAAUGAGGUUAAAGAAAACUUGCAUUUUCUUAAUGAGUAAUGGUUUACCAGUUACUAUAGUGACAUUUCAUUGUGCUUCUUUGAAUGUUAAUGCCAAGGGAACACCUGUUAAAAAACCCAAAAAGAUCAAACCAUGUAAGCCAGCCUCUAGUGUUGGGUUUAGAACAUUUUACUGAAGUGGUGUCUCACCAAGAUUACUCUGUGUUUCAUGAAAAGUAAAGGACAGUUCCAUGCUCAGUGUGGUAUGAAAUAAUUAAGUUUGUUAUUGACAGUGCAGUUAUUACAGCCCUGCUGUUUUUCAGCAGUGCCUAGUAUUGGCAUAGUUUGCAAGGAGAGUUUGUAGAUAUUGUCAAUUAUUAAAAGAACCUUUUAAAAAGUAGCCAAGCAUACCUAAACUGUCAUUAAAGCAGUUUGUAUAAAGAUUGUAAAAACCUUAAACCAUCAAAACCAAACAACAAAAAACCUCAAAAUCAAAACACAAAAAAGAAACCCCCCAAAACCAACCCCCACCAACCCCCACCCCCAAAUAUAGAAUAUUGUCCUCCAGAAGAGCCAUGCUUUUGGAGUGGAAUCCUCUGAAAUCAAGAAACAGAAGUUAGGCAAUGCAUAGCAAAGCUUUCUUUUCAUUAGGAGUGUAUCCUGCGUGCUGGUUAACGACAAGGGCUGCGGUGGUGUGUACCUAUGUAAGAGGAUGCACCAUUCCUCGCCUGUGCUCCCUGUGCUGAUUCUGUUCAGAGCUGUGGGAGGUCUCAUGCAUCUGUAAGUUUAUGAAUUUGGUAUCUUUCAAAUCCUUAUACCUUCCCUCACCUAAAAAAAAAAAAAAAAAAAAAAAAAAAGGAUAACUUCACUGAGUGUUUUCUGGAGAUCAUGAAAAGCUUCUGUCACCUUUUAGCUGGAAUGGCACAUGUAGAGCGAUGCAGUUAUACUUCCAGUACAGUGUAAUACUUCAUCGUGUUGCUUAGCAAACCUGAAUGACCUUGUGCAGUUUUACAUGUGAAGUGAGUUUUCUUGAGCAGAGAACAGUAUGCCGUUAUUUAUUACUUACAUCAUGACAUAAGCUUAGCACAACUUUCAGGGUGUAAUUCAGAGAGAAUAUUAAUUUAAAUACUAUGUGAUACACUUUGUAAAACAAAACCAUGUAAAUUUGUAAUUUCCUUAUUUUGGGGACCAAAGAUUAUUUUAGUAUUGUACAGUAUAUACUUUCUAAAAGUCUAAGUUAAGCAUUUAUUACUGUGCACAUAACAGACGUUAUUUACUAUUUGGAUUAUAAAGAAGGAAAAUAAAGUAGCUGUGAGACAACUAAAUUUGAAACAUAAAGAUUGCAUGACAUACAGGGUUGAUUCCCCCACCCCCUCAGACUUAAUUUUACAUGGUUAUAUUAAAGAGGUGGUAAUAUUUUAAGACAGUUAUCCAGACUACAGUCAUUAUAAAACAAACAAACAACAAACUCCGAAGGAAGAAGAUAGAGUAGAAAGUUUAAAUUCUUUUUCAAACAUGCUUAGAAAAGUGACAUUAAUUGCUUCUCCCGGCCAGUUAAUCUUGCUUGUAAUUGCUAAGCAUAUAGUGAUAACUUCUCUUAGUCCUUGAGUGCUGUCUAGCUCUAUAAAGGGACUCAAACCCCACUAUAACUAAAACUAAAUCAAAUCUAAACACUGGUUUAGAUUAAAUUAAAUUAGAACCUUGGAGGAAUGAGGUGCUUGAAUCUGUAAUGGUUCCGAUUAGUCCUCUUUUGUCAAACUAAGCCCUGGGAUGCGCAGUGUCUGUGUGUUUCUGCAUGUAGAAACGAUGGUAAAUUUUGCAACUUAUGCACAGACAUCAGAAGAUUAAAUGUAAGAUAUGAUUGGAGCAACAGCAUAAUAUUGUUGUGUAGUGUUAUAUGAAGAUUCUCCUCUUAAUGCUAUGUAUGUUCAGCAUUGUCAGCCUUAGUUCAAGUUUGUCAUACAUUCCUGUAAUGGUGUGCAAACUGCCUACAAAUAGGAGUUUCUAAAACCAUAAUUAAGAACUGAUUUGACACGUUGAUUGCUUCUUACUCUCCACUUGAUCCUUUCAUUUUGUAUAUUCAUGCCUCAUCUAUCUUACGUUUUAAUAUUUGAUUUUUUUAAGCCUUCUUUAUUGAUCUCUAUAGUUUCUGCUCCAGUGUAAGGAAGGUAAGAAUACGGCCCUUUGCUUAACUAUGAUACUCUUCCCUUUGCUCUUCCCUUUGUUGAUAGCUUUUGAUGUUUGGGCUAGACGUGCCAGGGGAAACGUUAUUCUUUCUGCUCGGACUUUGGAAACUGGCUGGUAUACAGCAUGUGUGUCUGUGUAAGCUUUCCAGUAGGAGCCGCAUGCGCAGAGGUUGAGAGGGUUAGAAAUCCAUCUGCCUCUGCCUUUUCUGAGACAAGGUACUGACUCUACAGAUAUUUGAUGCCUAUAUUCCAGUCUGUGUUACUCAUGAUGAGCUUUGUAUUCAGAAGCAUUGCAUCAGCAGCGAGCUUUGCCUUGCAAGCAGCUGCUUAUUUUUUGCUUAAAGAUGUCUCUUACAUGUCAAUUCAAUAAUAUCAGGAAUGUGGGAUGCUUCUUCGUAGGUUUUGUGAUAUACGUUUCACUGUGCAUCUCCUGAUACCAUCUCCAAUGGUUUUAUCUGUUUCUAUUUCAUUGUUGAUUCUAGAAAGACGAGGGGAGAACUGGGGAAAGUUUCCAGUCUUCCCUAAGAUAAUCUUACUUUACUCCCCGCCCCCCUCGUGAAUUCCUGUGCACAGUAUGAUGGUUGCCCCUUCCUGAUGCGGCAGGCUGCACGGUUCUAAAAAUGCUGUGAAACACAGCAGCAGAAUUGAUGUGCUACAAGAUGCAUGUGAACUGUUAAGACUGAAUUGACCACUAGUUUUCCAUGAAUUUUAAGGUCCCUAAACAAAUCCGGUAUUUGGCACCUUUGUGCUGUUUUGGGGAUGUUGUGGGCACAGCAAAUGCUUGUGUUAAUACGUGUUUUAUUAAUGCGGCUCCCUCCCACCCCCCCCUCCUUAAUUCUUGUUCUCUGUCUGUUACUUUCUUGUCCCAUGACAACUUUGUCAACAUUCCUACUUGUUCUCUUUCAUAAGGAACACCCCCCCACCCCCCCCCACCCCCCCCCACCCCGAACUCAAAAUUAGAAAUAAGUUUUCAGGGCAUAAUUAAAAAAACCGAACAAACAACCCCUCCCCAACUUAACAGCCAUUCAAAUAGUGUAGCAAAUAAUAUCCUCUCUCCUCCUCAGAUAAGAUACUCAAUAGCUUUGUACGUGAAAAUUGGAGCAUAAAGAACAGGUCUUGCACUGAAAGUUCUGGAGCCAAAUAUCUUCAGCAUUAUUUAGGAUAAAUAAAAAGGCACAAUCCUAUCAUGAAUUUGAGAUGUGAUAAAGGGUGAGAAGGAGAGAGAAACCCACACUUUAUGCUUAACAAUCCAGUGCUUUCAAAAUACGUGAACGUUAAUAAUGCCCAACCACAGAAGGAAAGAUGGCUUCUGGACUUUAUAGAGAAGGGAAGAGAGACACCUGGAAUCGGAACUAAUUUCUCUGUUCCAAACUCGGGGGCUGUGCUAGCUCUGUAGUACAGCUGGAGAGCUUCUGUGCUGAUGUUGUUAAUGAUGUAUCUUAAAAGCUGAGGUGUGGUAGUUGGCGCAGAGACCUGCGGGACGUAGGUCCUUGCGUCACAAGGGGCUCUGCAUCUAGAAAAAAGGAUAGUUUCAGACCAAUUUUUGCUCAGCCUCUCUGAAAUGAGCUGUCAUGUGGCAUUUCUGAAAAUUGGGUACUUGGGUCUUGUUUAUAGCAUAAAAUAAUGGAUUGUUUGGAGGGCCAACAAAGCUCAAAAAGACUGUGCAGAUAGGUAUGUCGCGUGUAUGAAUUUUCAUGGCAACAAAAGUAAGAAUUUAAAAAUGAUGCUGAAAUGGGUACAAACCCCAGCAGAAUGUUUAAAAAUAGGUUGUAGAAAUAUUAUGCCAUAUUCCUCUCUUUAUUUUAACAGAGGGAGUAGGUGAAAAAUGAAUUUCUACAGAUAUUCAGGAAAACUCUGAAUGCCCCUGAAGAGUUUUUCCUGGUAUAUUGUUUUCCUUGUUAGCCACUUGGCCACCUGGAUAGAUCUGUUUGACAGAGUCAGAGUGGUGCUGUCCAACCUGAAAGGGUUCCUUUGUUGUUUUGGUCUUAUUUUUGCAUUGUCUUUUUAAAAUCUGUCUAUAAUUUAACCAUUUGUAUUCUAAAAAUAAUCUUUAAAAAAUCUGCUUACACUGUGAUUUAUGAUAACCUUUAAUUUAGUGUAUACAACACAAUCUAAUUUUCUUUUGGGAUAUGCAGCUUUCAAAAGUGUCUUAUAUGCCCAGAAAUGUAAGUUGUCUAUUUAUCAUGAGAAUGUGAUUAAAGUUACCUAUCCAGAAUCCCAGUGCAACUUCCAGAUGCGCUGGAUGGAUGAGUUAGUGAAAUUGCCUUUUAAUCUCUAUGGGUUAAUAAAUAUUUUUUUAUAACUAGCCGCAGAUAUUCCUUUUUAAAUUAUACUUGGCAAACAGAAGAUAUUUAAUUUUAUAUACAAUAUACAUAGUUACCUUGAUUGACAUAUUUAUAACAUAGAGCUUUGUGUUUACUAUGAAGGUUUUAUCUGUAUACCAUGGACUUCAUGGGUAAAAUUUUAAGAAGCCAGUUAGCAUAUAUGGAAGGAUAUGAAACGUAUCUCCAUGAAUUCAGGAUGAGGACAUAGGAACAUUUUAAAAAGCAAUAGCCAGAUUGUAUUAACAGAGUAUCUGGGGUUUUUCUUAUUUUUUGAUUGGGGCUGGUCCCUACAGCUAUUUUAAUAACAUCUGGAUGUGAGUAACAGAACGAAAUAGACCAUCUGCCUCUUCUGACUGUCACAGACUAUUGUCUAGAAUAUGAGAAAUUUCAGGGUAUUGUAUUUGUUUUGCUUUGGACAAAUGUCUCAAUAGACAUAUUUAAUUAAAACCUUCAUGUGUUUGAAAGAAAAUACCCUCUCUUAAGUAGGCUGAUUUACCACUUUUGGUAACCUUUUAAUCCCAAAAGUACUAUUGUCUAAAUGUUUUCAGUAAUGUUUCAUUUAUCCUGAUGUCUCCAGGUUAAAGUAGUUCUGGCUAGCACCCUUUUAUUACAACAAUUGCUACCUUCAUUUUUCUACUGUUUAUACUUCAAUCUUGAAUGUUUACCGGUUUCUACUUGUUGGAUAUUGUGGAGGGAGAGUGUAUCUUAGCACUACAGUUUAUCCAGCUUUAACUCAUACAUCACAGUUCUGGAGUAAGAAGAUAUUUUGAUUUAUAUAUUGUGGCCAAUCUAGUGCAUUUUAAAAUGAUUUCUAUACUUAAGACACAACAUUUAUGACAUAAUAUAACGAAUGACUUAGCUAAUCAUUGUAUCUGUCUAGGCUUACUCUCUUCUGUGUUAGUGUCAUUUUGAAACUAUUUGUAUAUGUUGAAGUUUGUAAGGGUUCAGGAACCCACAAUAAAAUAGUAAAGUAUGUAUUUAUUUCUCAUUGUAAUGUUCAAUUUUGAUUUGAAAGUUGACGCUUUGUAUGUCUUUUCACGGAAUUGUAAACAAAUACCGAAAAACUGCUUCACCUAGGGUGCCUUCCAUGUAUGGUAUAAACACUUGUCAGUCACAAAAAUAGAGAUGUAAAUUUAUUAAACCAGUAAACACUAUUUUUGUAAUGUGA